AUGUUAAUGGCACUUAUGUUGGGAGCAGCGGCAGCGUGCAUCGUGGUGUUGGUUCCAUUGGGAAUGGCUGGAUGGCAUUUGAGUCGAAACAGCGUGCUCCUUUUCAGCGGCGCCAUUUUAAUUACUCUGUCUGUUUGCGUCCAUUUCACUCCCUAUUUUUCCUCCGUUUCCGAUUACGUUACCUCCGUUUCAUCCGUUGCCGUCUUCCAUCGCCCUAAAUCUUCUUGCAUGAAUCUGAUCCACCGGAUUCAUUGGGAGGUCAAGCCCAACGCCUCUCUUCUAAGUUUUAAUGCCACCCAAAACCUCUCUUCCUCUUUCGAUUUUUAUGAAAAACACUGGGAUUGGUCCAAAACCCAAAGGAUCAAGGCUUGCCGCAUCCACAAGUUGUCUAAACCCGAAGCUUCCCAUUUGAUAAACGGCUCCUGGGUGUUGAUCGCAGGUGAUUCGCAAGCUCGAUUGUUCACCCUCUCUCUAUUGAAUUUGAUUCUGGGUUCCCGACCCCAACGCAUGGAUUCUGUUAAAACUGCUUUGUUUAAUAGGCACAGUAAUUACAGCAUUUCAGUUGACGAAAUCGGUAUGAAAUUGGAUUUCGUUUGGGCACCUUAUGUAUUGAAUUUAACCCAUUUGUUGACGGAUUUCAAGACUAAAAUGAAAUACCCUGAUGUCAUGGUAAUGGGGGCUGGUCUAUGGCAUAUGCUUCAUGUAAGCAACCCAUCAGAUUACGAACUUGUUUUGCAAACGUUAAAAAGUUCCUUGGUUUCUUUGUUUCCAUUUUCAACCGAGUUAGGCAUUAAGUCACCACCCCAUUUGUUUUGGCUCGGGUUUCCGAUGCUCAUCAAUGGGAUGUUGAAUACACACGAGAAGAGGGUACAUAUGAUUGAUGCAAUGUGGCAUGCCUAUGAUAGAGCCCUCGGCGAGAGUAGGCUAUUGCGCCAAACUGGUGGUCCUAUGAUCUUGUUAGACAUCCAGUCUUUGACUUGGAAUUGUGGGGCGCAUUGUACCUAUGAUGGCAUGCAUUAUGACACAGCUAUCUAUGAAGCUGCUGUUCAAAUCAUGCUUAAUUCAUUGCUUAUUAAAUCUCGUCACAGGCAUUUAAGCCGCCAGCAGUUUUUGUUUUCCUAAAUUGUAUCGACCCGCUGACCGAUCAAGUAUUCUCAUUCCUCAUUUUCCCGCGCAGCGUUGCACAGCAUCAUGCUCACAAUUUGGUACCGUCUUUUUGAAACGCUCAUAGGUCUUUCAUGUC
Molecule: messenger RNA, 1243 nt
Organism: Gossypium raimondii (Peruvian cotton)
Lineage: Eukaryota; Viridiplantae; Streptophyta; Magnoliopsida; Malvales; Malvaceae
Product: protein ALTERED XYLOGLUCAN 9
Exons: 1
Coding region: 1-1122 (373 amino acids)
Biological process (GO): carbohydrate metabolic process
Cellular component (GO): Golgi apparatus
Molecular function (GO): acetyltransferase activity
Source: RefSeq, a predicted model, not a curated record